AUGGCCUCGGUGGGCGCGACCGCCGGCGGGGUGCGGCCGGGACCGGGAGCCGUGGCGGCCAGCUGCCCCAGCCCGGCCCCAGUGCCGGGCCCCGCGGGGGCGGAGGACGACGCGGAGGAGCCGGCGGAGACCCACCUGUGCGUGCUGUGGGGUGCGGGCUGCUUGGGCAUGGCCUACUACGACACCAGUGACGCCGCCGUCCACUUCAUGCCGGACGCCCCGGACCUCGAGAGCCUGCAGCUUCUGCAGAGAGUUCUGGAUGAAAUCAAUCCCCGGUCUGUUGUUACCAGUGCCAAGCAGGAUGAGAAUAUGACUCGGUUUCUGGGGAAGCUUGCCUCCCAGGAACACGGAGAGCCUAAGAGACCUGAAAUCAUAUUUUUGCCAAGUGUGGAUUUCGGUCUGGAGAUAAGCAAACAGCGCCUCCUUUCUGGAAGCUACUCUUUUAUCCCAGACUCCAUGACCACCACUGAGAAAAUUCUCUUCCUCUCCUCCAUAAUUCCCUUUGACUGCCUUCUCAUGGUUCGAGCGCUUGGAGGGCUGCUCAAGUUCCUGGGUCGAAGAAGAAUCGGGGUCGAACUGGAAGACUAUAACGUCAGCGUUCCCAUCCUGGGCUUUAAGAAAUUUGUGUUGACCCAUCUAGUGAGCAUAGAUCAAGAUACUUACAGUGUUCUGCAGAUAUUUAAGAGUGAGGCUCACCCCUCAGUGUACAAAGUGGCCAGUGGACUGAAGGAGGGGCUCAGCCUCUUUGGAAUUCUCAACAGAUGCCGCUGUAAGUGGGGAGAGAAGCUGCUCAGGCUGUGGUUCACACGUCCCACUCAUGACCUGGGGGAACUAAAUUCUCGUCUGGACGUCAUUCAGUUUUUCCUGCUACCCCAGAAUCUGGACAUGGCUCAGAUGCUGCAUCGGUUGCUGGGUCACAUCAAGAACGUGCCUCUGAUCCUGAAACGCAUGAAGUUGUCCCACACCAAGGUCAGCGACUGGCAGGUUCUCUACAAGACUGUGUACAGUGCCCUGGGCCUGAGGGAUGCUUGUCGCUCCCUGCCCCAGUCCAUCCAGCUCUUUCGGGACAUUGCCCAAGAGUUCUCUGAUGACUUGCACCACAUCGCCAGCCUCAUUGGCAAAGUGGUGGACUUUGAGGGCAGUCUCGCUGCAAAUCGCUUCACAGUCCUCCCCAACAUAGAUCCUGAAAUUGAUGAGAAAAAACGAAGGCUGGCGGGACUUCCCAGUUUCCUCACUGAGGUCGCUCGGAAGGAGCUGGAGAAUCUGGACUGCCGCAUUCCUUCAUGCAGCGUCAUCUACAUCCCUCUGAUCGGCUUCCUUCUUUCUAUUCCCCGCCUGCCUUCCAUGGUGGAGGCCAGUGACUUUGAGAUCGAGGGACUGGACUUCAUGUUCCUCUCAGAGGAGAAGCUGCACUAUCGCAGUGCUCGAACCAAGGAGCUGGACGCAUUGCUGGGGGACCUGCACUGCGACAUCCGUGACCAGGAGACCCUGCUGAUGCACCAGCUGCAGUGUCAGGUGCUGGCUCGGGCGGCUGUCUUGACCCGGGUGUUGGACCUUGCUUCCCGCCUGGACGUCCUGCUGGCUCUUGCCAGUGCUGCCCGGGACUAUGGCUACUCAAGGCCCCGUUACUCUCCCCGACUCUUUGGGGUACGGAUCCAGAAUGGCAGACAUCCUCUGAUGGAACUCUGUGCCCGAACCUUUGUGCCCAACUCCGCAGAGUGUGGUGGGGACAAAGGGAGGGUCAAAGUCAUCACUGGACCCAACUCCUCCGGGAAGAGCAUAUACCUCAAACAGGUAGGCUUGAUCACAUUCAUGGCCUUGGUGGGCAGCUUUGUGCCAGCCGAGGAAGCCGACAUCGGGGCAGUCGACGCCAUCUUCACCCGCAUUCAUAGCUGCGAAUCCAUCUCCCUUGGCCUCUCCACUUUCAUGAUCGACCUCAACCAGCAGGUGGCAAAAGCAGUGAACAAUGCCACCGAGCGGUCUCUGGUCCUUAUUGAUGAAUUUGGAAAGGGAACCAACACGGUGGAUGGGCUCGCACUGCUGGCCGCUGUGCUCCGACACUGGCUGGCACUCGGACCCACAUGCCCCCACGUCUUCGUGGCCACCAACUUUCUGAGCCUCGUUCAGCUACCCUUGUUGCCACAGGGGCCCCUUGUGCAGUAUUUGACCAUGGAGACCUGUGAGGACGGGAAUGACCUGGUCUUCUUCUAUCGGGUUUGUGAAGGUGUGGCCAACGCCAGCCAUGCCUCCCACACAGCUGCCCAAGCCAGGCUUCCGGACAAACUCAUAGCUCGUGGCAAGGAGGUCUCGGACUUGAUCCGCAGCGGAAAGCCCAUCAAGCCUCUCAAGGAGCUGCUGAAGGAGAAGCAAAUGGAAAAUUGCCAGACAUUAGUAGACAAGUUUCUGAAACUGGAUUUGGAAGAUCCCAACCUGGACCUGGACAGUUUCAUGAGUCAGGAAGUGCUCCCUGCAGCCACCACCGUCCUCUGAGUCCUUCUUCGCCCUCCUCCACUUCCCAAGCCCUGUGGGCUGCCGCGCCCUUUUUGUUUCUUCAGACCCAGAGUUCUCAGUUUCCCCAGAAAUUGUUUCACGUUAGGAAUAAAGUUUA
Eptesicus fuscus (big brown bat) is the source of this 2608-nucleotide messenger RNA. It is a transcript of the gene MSH5, whose product is annotated as mutS homolog 5. The coding region runs from base 1 to 2490 and encodes 829 amino acids. The record is from RefSeq and is a predicted model, not a curated record. The transcript has 24 exons. Gene Ontology annotation, biological process: mismatch repair; chiasma assembly. Gene Ontology annotation, cellular component: nucleus. NCBI's taxonomy places the organism in Eukaryota, Metazoa, Chordata, Mammalia, Chiroptera, Vespertilionidae. Gene Ontology annotation, molecular function: ATP-dependent DNA damage sensor activity; ATP binding; mismatched DNA binding.